AACCAAUCUCAAUUGAACGUGCGUUUCGUGUGUCUAUCGUAUCAUAUCUUACCACAGCAAUAAUACCGUUCUCUACUGUCUUCUAAUUUUCCCUCUUUUCUUCUCGAGAAUCGAAGAAGAAUUCGCUGGUGAAAGCAAAAUUACACGGAUUCAAUCAGUGUGUUUCGUUUUGGAUGGCUGGGAUUUGUUGCGGCGUUGUUGGAGAGGCCGGAGAGACUUCUUCUCCGACCAAGCCUACCUCGCGCCCUUUCUCUCGCCGGAGUUUGGACCAACUGCCUUUAAAAUACAUCGCCGGAGUGGCAAUCCCGGCGCCGGAGAAUCCUCGGAAGCGCCAGAAGCUGGAUCAGCGCGCUUCUCCGGCGCGGGAGUGUGAAAACGCGAUUCAGAGUUCUGAAUCGAAGGAAGUCGAGGAUGUCUCGCUUACGAAUUGUUCGAAGGUUGCUACUUUGGACUCGACAACGGGUGUGGUCCAAGAGGUGUGUCCGAAGUAUGGGGUAACCUCGGUUUGUGGCAGGAGGAGGGACAUGGAAGACGCAGUUUCAGUGCAUCCCUCGUUUUGCCAGGAAAGUCGUGAUGAAGAUCAGAAAGGGUUUCAUUUCUUCGCUGUUUUUGACGGCCACGGAUGCUCACACGUGGCGACUAUGUGCAAGGAGAGGUUACACGAGAUAGUGAAGGAGGAGAUUCAAAAAGCGAAAGAGAAUUUGGAAUGGGAAUCGACGAUGAAGAAGAGUUUCGCUCGAAUGGACGACGAGGUGCAAAGGUGGAGCAGAACCAAUGAGACUCGCGCAUGCAGGUGCGAGCUUCAGACCCCGCGCUGCGAUGCCGUCGGCUCCACCGCGGUCGUCGCCGUCGUCACGUCGGAAAAGAUCAUCGUGGCCAACUGCGGCGACUCACGCGCCGUGCUCUGCCGGAACAGUGCACCCGUUCCGCUCUCCGACGACCAUAAGCCGGAUCGACCCGACGAGUUGCUUCGGAUCCAAGAUGCGGGCGGGCGCGUGAUAUAUUGGGACGGGCCUAGAGUGCUUGGGGUCUUGGCCAUGUCAAGAGCUAUAGGAGACAACUAUCUGAAGCCGUAUGUAAUUUCGGAACCGGAGGUAACGAUAACGGAACGGAGUGAAGAGGAUGAGUGUUUGAUAAUAGGGAGCGACGGGCUUUGGGACACGGUGCAAAACGACACGGCGUGUAAGGUGGCCCGGAUGUGUCUAAACGCGCAGAAGGCGGCGGCGUCUCCGGGGAGGGAGUCGGCAGUGGAGUGCUCCGACAAGGCGUGCUCCGACGCCUCCAUUCUGCUGACGAAGUUGGCGUUGGUGAGGCACAGUUCCGACAAUGUGAGCGUGGUGGUGGUUGAUUUGAGGAGAGAUGAUCCUGAUUCCUGAACAAUAAAAGGAAUUAUUAUAAUUAAUUGAAUGUUCUAAUCAACCGCCCCAAACCUUCAUUCUUUGGAUUUUUGUUAUAGACGACAAAAAGGGUAGAAAAUGAAGGUGUUACGUGGCGCACAUUCCAUGAGUCCAUGUGAUUGUAAUUAAAUACUAGUAAGCAUUUUAAAUCAAGAGCAGGGUGAAAAUUGUAAUUUCCGAUAAACCUUCACCAAACUAUGGAAAUUUUCAAAGCAUCUAUU
This is a messenger RNA of Vigna radiata var. radiata (mung bean), 1618 nucleotides long. Its product is annotated as protein phosphatase 2C 37. Gene Ontology annotation, cellular component: cytosol; nucleus. The record is from RefSeq and is a predicted model, not a curated record. Gene Ontology annotation, molecular function: protein serine/threonine phosphatase activity; cation binding. The coding region runs from base 174 to 1376 and encodes 400 amino acids. Lineage: Eukaryota; Viridiplantae; Streptophyta; Magnoliopsida; Fabales; Fabaceae. The transcript has 4 exons. Gene Ontology annotation, biological process: protein dephosphorylation.